This is a messenger RNA of Acanthamoeba castellanii str. Neff, 2217 nucleotides long. Its product is annotated as leucine rich repeat domain containing protein. Lineage: Eukaryota; Discosea; Longamoebia; Acanthamoebidae. The record is from RefSeq and is a predicted model, not a curated record. Gene Ontology annotation, molecular function: protein binding. The transcript has 14 exons. The annotation marks the transcript as partial.
ACGGGCGAUGAUGCCUCCUCUUUUUCGGACAACCUGGUGGCCCAGUACCUCUCGCACUUCCUGGCCUACCUCGAGCCCGAGCCCUCCGACGACAAAUCGGGCGAAGAGGAGAAUCGCACCUACUACACCCUCGAGGAUGCCUUUGACGCCGUGUCCACUUCCGCGCGACCCACCAAGACAUUCCGACCGGCCUCGCCCAACAUUCCCUCGGGGGGCAGCGCCUAUGCCUCGUCGGCCUACGGCCAGGAGCAAACGAACAACUCCAUCUUCGACAUGCCGCCGGUGUCGCCUUCUUCUUCGUCUUCGAUGACCAUGCCCGGCGGCGGCGGCGGCGUCACGCUGUCGUCGACCGACCUGCGCGCACCGCCCACCGAUGGCCUGCCCGGCCACCCGUCGCCCAUGUCGUACCAUCACCAUCACCACCACCACGUAGCCUCGGCACCGUCGUCGUCGUCGCAACUCCCGCCCGCCGCGCAGCCACAGCCGCACCCCUACGCCUCCGCACCAUCGUCGUCGUCGUCGGGAUUCGGCAUCUUCACACCGCCGGCGCUCGGGUCCCUCGACGACCACCUUCUCAAGAUGCAGAGCGCUCCUUCACAGCUUCCGCCACCACCCGCGUCGCCUUACUCAUCGCACCUCUUCAGUUCGUACACCUCCACCACCUCCGCCUCCACCACCGCCAGCAGCAGCCACGCCGGCGGUGUCGGUGAUGCGUCCCUGGUGUCGCCCUCGGGCGGCGCCGCAGCCACGGGGUCCUACCCCUCGUCGGGCAUAGGACCUGCCGGCGGGUCCUAUUCCUCCUCGCCCUAUCCGGUCAGCUUGGCCUCGGCCUCCCCCUCCGACCACGGCGUACUUGAGCGAACCGCCGAGGCUACCGACAGCUUCAAAGUGCUUCGGCUCAACCUGAACAAACAAUACAUCCCUUCGCUGCCUCCGAUGAUCGGGCGACUGCGAUUCCUGCAGACGAUCAACCUGCGGCGCAACCACCUGCAGGAGCUGCCCGCCGAGUUUGGCGAGCUGCGCGAUCUGCAGUACCUCACGCUCAGCUUCAACCGCCUCCAGAGACUUCCCGACACGUUUGGGAAUCUCACGAAUCUGCGCAUGCUGGACCUCCACUCGAACAAGCUGACGCGGCUGCCGGACUCGUUCGUCAAGCUCGGGCGCCUGGAGUACCUCACCGUCUCGUACAAUCAGCUCAACUCGCUGCCGCGCGGGUUCGGCGACCACUUCCACCGCCUCGAGUUCCUCAACCUCGAGAACAACCAACUCAGUUCUCCGCCCAGCAGCGAGGGCCUUCUGAUGCCGAUGGCAAACGAAGACGACGAUGGGAACACGCACUCGCUGGUCAUCACCCCGCAAAGCAAUUUCAGCUCCCUCAUCACCCUGCGCGUGGGCUGCAACCAGCUCACCACCUUCCCACCCGGGCUGUGCGACUACGUGACGACGCUGCACGAGUUGAACCUCUCGCGAAACCAGAUCAGCUACAUACCGCCCGCCAUCACCAACCUGACCAACCUGCGGCUCCUCUACCUCGGGGUCAAUCCGAUCGAGGUGAUACCGCGCAGCAUCGGCGUGCUCGAGAACCUCUACGUGCUGGGCAUCCACCAGACGUUCAUCGCCGACCUGCCCGAAGAGCUGACGCUUCUCCACAACCUCGAGACCCUCUACCUCCGCAAGAACGCCUUCCGGGUGCUGCCGGACGUGAUCUUCCAGAUGACAAUGCUCCGCAAGCUCGACCUCAACUUCAUUCGCAUGACCAACCUGCCGGGCGAGAUCGGCCAGCUCACCAACCUCGAGAUCCUGCAGCUGCGCGAGACGAUGAUCAAGGUCCUGCCGCGCGAGAUCACCAACCUCAGGAAGCUGACCGACCUCGACCUCAGCCUCAACAACAUGACCACCGUGCCGGAGGAGGUGCUCGAGCUAGCCAACCUCCGCACGCUGGAGAUCAUGUACAACCACCUCCAGACCCUGCCGCCCGAGCUCGGCAACAAGCUGGGCCGAUUAAAGAACCUGGACGUGAGCCACAACAAGCUUACCAAGCUGCCCCCGUCCAUCGCCAAGUUGGUGGAGUUGCGUCAGCUGGAUUUGUCGUGCAACAAGCUGCCGCACAUCCCCGAGGAGGUGCUCCGGCUGCCGCACCUCAAGUUCCUCUCCUUCGGCUACAACAAGCUCACCAACGACGAGAAGAAGACCCUCAAGAAGCGCUUCAAGGACUGA